AUGUCGGAUGUUCUUGAUCAUUGUCCGGAGCUAGGUUGGCUUCGCGAUGUCGUGUUUCUGUCGAAGAUCGUCCUGAAUUCGAACGGUGAGAAACUACCAAAUCCGUCGAGGAAGGGCUAUCGCAGUAGCGACGCUCGACUACAGUGGCGCGUCGAAAAGGGGAAGAUCACAGUGGAAGGUUUCGGUAUGAAAAACCUUGACCAGUGCGCUGGCUAUAGCAAGGAUGAUGGUGCUGGUGUGAGCAGGGCAAACAAGAUGAGACAUAUGAUCGAUCAGUGGAAGAAGAAGGGGAAGUGUCGAUCUGUGCCGAGCAUGGCGAAUCCAUCCACACUGUGUGACGGCAAUGAGGAAAUUCACUCGGAGGAGGACGUGCUAUACCUCAAGCAUCUCCCUGAUUUUGAUGGUGCCUUGUCACCGUCUCAAAUCGAGCGGAUCCUGGCGAUCUUGACAGCACCGUAUGUCCGAAUCCCACUCUUGCUGGCAUUCUUCUCGGAUCGUGACCGAUGUGGGGUCUUGGCGAAUCCUAGGUUGCAGAUGGUCUUGGACGCGGCCCUGUACGAGCCUGGUCGCUGGGCGUCCACUCCGCAGUCGACGACGGCAUUCAAGAUUCCAGGACCAGUUGAGAAUACGUAUAUACGUGAUGGUCUGUUGAUGAACGAACUACUCCACUGCCCUGAGCAAAUAGCAGUAGCGGUGGGAGACCUUGUGGAUGCGGCGGCUGAACGGGAUACGGGCAGGGACACAGCUCCGAGCCAGAGAUACAUUCUCUAUGCUGCUCGACUUGCCGCACGCGUGUGCAUAUAUGUCGGACAUGUGACGGAGUUGUAUGGUGGAAAAGUGGAGGGCGAGAAGAUGGACGAGUGCAUGAGCAUCCUGAGGUCGAAGCUCACCGGGAAGAUUUGGAGCAUCGUCUCUCGUUGGUGCGAAUCAAGCAUGCGGAAACGACGAUACGAAGAUGCUAAUUGUGCCCAUGCUCACUUAUUGUUGUUGGCAGCAGCCCGAGGCAGCUAUCAAAUGGAUGACGAUGAGACUAGCGAGGUCUACGAAACAGUAUUGAAAGCUCAAGUAUAUCUGUCGAUGCAUCACAGUUGGAGCGAUCCGGAGGUUCCCUCGGGUGUCCUGGGCGGCAUUUACAACGUGGAGGUCAUGAAUGUCUUCACUCUCUUCCGAAGGCCAAUCUACCUUCGACUCAGAGCCGAUCAGAUAUGGGCUAGUGGAGUCCUCGAGGAAGUUGUCGAGAUGGUGUCAAAUAGCAAUAAUCAAAGUGCUUCAAGAAGACUCUGGGAAGAGCAAAGCGGUUUGCUCGGAGUGUUCAUACCCCAGUCGGAUUCCAAUCACGAAGAGAAAGGGGAGGAGCGGCCUUAUGUGGAGUGGCUGCGCGGGGUGACGCAGCCUCCAGCUUUGACAAUAAACGUCAACCUUGGACGAAUCACGUUGAAGCAGCAUCAGCUGAGCACACUGCCUGAAUGGGCGCUGCAAUUCCCCGAUUUUGCAGAAGUCUUUGGUGAAGAAACCACAACUGAGAGCAUCCAAGUGGCGCUCGUUGAAUCGUCACUUUACCGGAAGUGGUAUCGGCUCGUAGGCUUACGUUAUGAUAUCCAGAGAUGGGCAGUAGACCCGGAUUGGUCGCCAGCUGAAUUGCAGGGGAAGAAGCUGCCGUCAAAGCACUGGGCUCGGAAGCUCCUCUCGGAAUUGCCUAGUUGGACUGACUUCGUUCCGAACAGGCUUCACUUGUGCGAGGAAUCUCCCAGCGGUAAUUGGUGCAUUCUUUCGGGUCUCGCUACCCAAGGCUCCCCUCGAGAUAUCGUGGUGGUAUCUUCGCCUGCUCCCCUUGUUAUGGUCUAUGACGUCAUUGGUCAUGGCCGACAGUCUUAUAGACAGCUCGUGUGGUGCAGUGAUGAGGCGACUACGCUUGCAAGUCAUCUUCAAGGGUAUCAGAUACCCUUGAGGAUCGAGCUGUCAUGCUGGGUGGAACGCUGA
Messenger RNA from Perkinsus marinus ATCC 50983, 1980 nucleotides. RefSeq lists its product as hypothetical. Gene Ontology annotation, cellular component: cytoplasm; nucleus. The coding region runs from base 1 to 1980 and encodes 659 amino acids. Gene Ontology annotation, molecular function: cysteine-type deubiquitinase activity; K63-linked polyubiquitin modification-dependent protein binding. The record is from RefSeq and is a predicted model, not a curated record. NCBI's taxonomy places the organism in Eukaryota, Perkinsozoa, Perkinsida, Perkinsidae. The transcript has a single exon. Gene Ontology annotation, biological process: protein deubiquitination involved in ubiquitin-dependent protein catabolic process.